AUGUCUACAUAUAACAACAACGACGAUACCUAUAAGUCCUCUGGUCGCCAGGGAGCUCCUUCCAACAACGAUGAUUCAUUCACAAACACCACUAGUGGGUAUGGAAAUGAGGGUCGCGGCAACACUACCAGCGCCAGAGGCAUUGGUGGUACGGGUUCAACAUUCGAUGAUCAGGAAGGUGGUACAUAUGGAGGAUCUUCCACUCAAGAAAACCGUGGUAUCAAUACUGGAAACUCUGGAGGAUUGAGAGAUAGUGAGUUUGGCUCGAGCGACUCGAAGCGUGGAGGAGAUCUAGGUGAUGAGCGUAAUAAGUUCGGUGGUGAUCGGGGUUAUGGGGGAAAUACGGGAUCUGGGUUGGGUGAUGAUUCUUCAUCGGGCUUUGGUAAUACAUCUACUUCUCGCUCUGGCUACGGACAAGAUACUUCUACUGGUCUUGGCAACACAUCUACAUCCCGCUCUGGCUAUGGACAAGAUACUUCUGCUGGUCUUGGCAACACAUCUACUUCUCGAUCUGGGUAUGGUGAUAACACAUCAUCUGGACUCGGAGAUUCCGAGUUUGGUGGAAAGUCCAGUUCCGGUUAUGGAGACAAUACCUCUUCAGGCCUUGGCAAUACCUCCACUUCUCGUUCAGGAUACGGAGAAGACAGAUCCGCAGGUCUAGACAGCUCUUCUUUCGGUCGGGACAACACAACCACCUCUUCCGGAUAUGGCGACAAGACCUCUCGCUCCGGAGACAACACAUCUGGCGGGCUAGGCGGAAACGCCGACUCAUACAACACCAAUAAAAGCAGUUCCAGUACCGCCUACGCUGCAGAUGAUAAAUACACCUCUGGUAGCACGGGCUCGAGAGAUCAUGACAAUACUUCUAGUUCCAACACAGGCAAGGGAGGUGAUUCUACCAUGGGCAAGGUGAUGGAGAAGGCGGGUCAGAUGCUUCACAAGGAUAAUUUGGUUCAGAAGGGUGAGGCUAAGCGUGCUGCUGCAGGGAAUUGA
Sclerotinia borealis F-4128 is the source of this 993-nucleotide messenger RNA. Lineage: Eukaryota; Fungi; Ascomycota; Leotiomycetes; Helotiales; Sclerotiniaceae. The record is from the annotation of a GenBank genome assembly.